GUUCCUGUGUUGGCACAACAAUUGCGGAAAGAGCGCUCGGUCAUUUUCAACUUGCAGAAGAGCCGACUACAUGCCCUUCAAAGCCUCUGUUCAGGAUAUUUAUACCAGUAAAUUUCACAGUAAAUGUACUGAUAAAAAAUACGACCUUUUGAAAUGGUUGUAUAGCAGUUGUAGGAGCAGCUCCACAGUAUCUUAGCCUAGCUUGAACCGGAGAGCUGCUGAACUGGACGAGUUAAGAGUAGGUUUGGAUAUUAAGUUUAGCUAAGUUGGGUUUUUACAACUAAAGGUUUGCUUCAGCAUCCUAACAUGGAGUCAUUUGGAACCGUUGGCACAGUUCUUGGAUGCUCUGCGGGCAUUGCGGUGUGUGGGCUUGUGUUUGCAGCCUACAAACUUGGCAUACUCUACCAGUUGUUUCACAAGACUGAAACACAAAGUCCACGGCAUGGUGGCGAAAGUGUGGCAGAGGUCCUCCGUGCCCAUGGGGUCAAGUAUGUUUUCACUCUUGUUGGUGGACACAUUUCGCCCAUCCUGGUGGCCUGCGAGAAGGUCGGCAUCCGCAUCGUGGACACCAGACACGAGGCCACUGCUGUCUUCGCUGCUGAUGCUGUGGCAAGACUCUCAGGCACUGUUGGUGUAGCAGCGGUAACUGCCGGCCCAGGCCUCACUAACACAGUUACAGCAGUGAAGAACGCUCAGAUGGCUGAAUCUCCAUUGCUCCUCAUAGGGGGAGCUGCUGGUACACUACUGCAGGGCAGAGGAGCGCUGCAAGAUAUCGACCAGAUGUCUCUGUUCAAGCCGCUGUGUAAGUUCUGUGCCUCCAUCAGGACUAUCAGAGAGAUUGUGCCUACGGUCAGGAGGGCCCUGGCCAUCGCCCAGUCUGGAACUCCUGGUCCUGUUUUCAUAGAGUUCCCCAUCGACACACUCUACCCCUACCACCUGGUGUCCAAAGAGUUUGGGGUUAAGAACCCUCCCAAAGGCCUGAUGGGAAAAAUCGUCUCAUGGUACCUCAGUAACCACCUCAUGAACCUGUUUGCUGGAGCCUGGGAAACCAGAGAUGUGUCUCCACUUCCUGUUGACAUUCCACAAGCCACAGACGAUCAGGUACAAAGGUGCAUAGAGCUGGUGAGUCGAGCCAAGAAACCUGUUAUUCUGCUGGGUAGCCAAGCAACACUACCCCCAACACCGGUCGAUGACAUUAGGAAGGCAUUGGAGGACCUGGGCAUUCCCUGCUUCCUUGGGGGCAUGUCUCGUGGCAUGCUGGGUAAAGACAGUCCCAUCCACAUCAGACAGAACAGGAGAGAUGCUCUGAAGGAAGCCGACCUGGUGCUCUUAGCAGGCACUGUGUGUGACUUCCGCCUGAGCUACGGCAGAGUUCUCAACCGACGAAGCAAAAUCAUCGCUGUCAACAGGGAUAAGACACAGCUGCUGAAAAACUCAGAUAUGUUCUGGAAACCAACUAUAGCAAUUCAGGGUGAUGCUGGUUCAUUCUUAGUGCGGCUUUCUAAAGGCCUGAAGGGCCAUCGCUGUCCAGAGGAAUGGCCUCAGAGCCUCAAAGCAGGAGAUGUAACCAAAGAAAGUGUAAACAGGGCUAAAGCUGAUGAGAAGACCGAACACCACCUAAAUCCACUAAAUGUCCUCCACCGUGUGGAUGAGCUGAUGGCAGAGGACAGCAUCAUUGUCGCUGAUGGCGGUGAUUUUGUUGGAAGUGCUGCUUACAUAAUGAGACCAAGAGGACCUAUGCGCUGGCUGGAUCCAGGAGCCUUUGGGACCCUAGGAGUUGGAGGAGGAUUUGCCCUGGGGGCAAAACUGUGCCGACCUGAAUCUGAGGUGUGGAUAGUGUAUGGUGACGGCUCCUUAGGAUACAGUGUUGCAGAGUUCGACACGUUCACCAGACACAAGACACCAGUUAUAGCUGUGGUGGGAAAUGAUGCAUGUUGGAGUCAGAUCUCCAGAGAGCAGGUUCCCAUCCUUGGCAGCAAUGUGGCGUGUGGCCUUGCAUUUACAGAUUAUCACAUAGUGGCAGAUGGUUACGGUGGUAAGGGCUACCUUAUAGGGCGUGAGGACCAGGACAGGCUAAGCGACAUCAUCAGACAGGCUCAAAAGGAGACCCAGGAGGGCAAGGCUAUACUUCUCAAUGUUCUGAUAGGGAAGACCAACUUUAGAGAGGGCUCUAUCUCUGUUUAGAGCAGAGAUAUUUUUCUUCCUUUAACACUGGCUAUCUUCACAGAGUUUUACUAUUAGACUCUGAAAGGAUUUCAGCAAGUAGUACAAAAUUAUUUAACCUUGCCCUGACCAGACCUCUGCUAAUUUUGUGUGCCCUUAAAGCCAUAUUUCACUUUGAUAAGAGGAACUGUCCACAUUAUGCUGCUUUCCCAUAAGAGUUCAGUUAUGACAUCACUUACUUCCCUCAUUGGAUUAGUCAUAAAUCAUAUUAGUAAAUCAUACAAGUACCAGUCAUGACUAUUAUUAUUAUUAUUAUUAUUAUUAUUAUUAUUAUUAUUAUUAUUAUUAUUAUUAUUAUUAUUAUUCAUAGCCACUUUAUUUAUUUAUGUAUUUAUAUAUAUUUAUUAACUCUUAUGUUCCACUUAUACUUAAAACAUAGCUGCAGAUCUGACAGCCUAGAAACUAAAGCUUUUGUUGUGCGUGCUACUUUCAGGGUUACGUUGUGUUCUUUGAAAGCAUUUUGAGAAGGGAAAUUACGAAAAGUAAGAAAACCUUGCUUUGAUUAGGAAUUUUACCUCUUCGGGUGCUUUGGAGUUUUAUUUUUUACCUUUAACCAGCCUAUUAUAACUUAGAUAGAUGUUUCUUGCAAAUAAACAAGUGACAGAAAAUCACUCUGCUUGAGAGAGAGCAUUGGUUUAAGUUAUCAAAUGUGACCAGUAUGCCUUUUCCCUCGCCUUUCUACGAGGAUUCAUGAAGUCUUACAGCUGUGAAGUUCUUUAUCAGUUGGGAUAAAAAUUUGUUAAAUGGGAAUUAUUUUUUGGAAUGUUGAAGAUUGACAAAUCGUAUACCUUUUAAUGUUUGAUUGUAUAUUCAAAUCAUUUCACCCCUUUUACACAGCCUGUUUGAAGCGGGAAUGUUGCGUUAUUCCACCUCACCAUUCUGUAUAAAGGUACAAACACUUUUGGGAGGACGGUGUUGUUCUGGCAACAGGGAAUAGUCACAGAGCUGAAUCAACAUCUGAGUAAAAGGGAGAGCUGUCAUGGCGGGACAAUAUGCCAGCCUUUUUUGCUUCAGUGUAAACAAGCAAAAGCAUCAUAAUGAGGGGUCGGGUCUAUAGCAGGAUCUUUAUAUAAAAGAGGUUAUUGAUAUGUAUAGAUUGAAAAUAUGUCUUCUCAUUCAGUUAUGUUUUUAAAUGAUAUUUAAUACUAACUUGUAUGCAGAGAUGUGGGCUAAAAUAUGCCUAUACACAAUAUAUAUUGCAUUACAAUUAUAAUUUACACUCCAGACAAACAUGUAGGGGCCAUCUCACUCCAAUAUUGCUGUUUUAUUUGGUACUUUAAGGGAUUGGAUAAUGUCAGACUUUUGAUUAUAAAAUGUUAAUUUGGAUUAAUUCUCAAAUAAAUUUAAAAAAGAAA
Molecule: messenger RNA, 3578 nt
Organism: Seriola aureovittata
Lineage: Eukaryota; Metazoa; Chordata; Actinopteri; Carangiformes; Carangidae
Gene: ilvbl
Product: ilvB (bacterial acetolactate synthase)-like
Exons: 14
Coding region: 307-2184 (625 amino acids)
Biological process (GO): L-valine biosynthetic process
Cellular component (GO): acetolactate synthase complex
Molecular function (GO): magnesium ion binding; flavin adenine dinucleotide binding; acetolactate synthase activity
Source: RefSeq, a predicted model, not a curated record